UUUGCGCGGCGCUGAAUGGGGCGAUCGGGAAUAUAACGUGAUGGUAUUCAUUGAACUUAGGAGGCGGGGCGUGGAUAGUUGACAACUGUCUGGCAUUUGGUCUGCGGUUGACGUCGGCUGUGUGGGUGGGUGGCUUGUGUGUUGUAAGAGACUGCCAGUGAUGGUCAGGUUUGGGUAGGCGAUUCGACUGUGAUUGAGAUAAUGCAGGCUUCUGGUGAGACGUCUGCACGGGACAACAGAAACGCAUUUUGGAAGAAGAAUACCAAGAAUGUGCCUGGCAGAGCCAGUCCUCGCCAUGCGUCCUCCGAGACCGUGUCGGCGGCGAACUUCCAAGACUUCCAGCAGUCGGUGGACGACGCCUGGGACGACGGCGAUGACGAGUUCUGCAUCAUCUCGGGCAAAAUCCAGAAAGACGUCCAGAUCUCGGCCAACAUCGCCCAGUCGACGGCGCUCAGCGUGAUCCGGUCCCACCGGUCUGGCGGCGGCGGCGGGAGACCCCCCGCCCCGCCCAACACCGACAGGUGGGGAGGACAUACCGAGCAGCUCGGCCCAUGCCGGCUGCGCUAUGGAUGGUGCAGAAUGUGCCUUGCCCCCGAGGAACGGUCGCUCUGCGGUGCCCGCGAGGGCUCGGUGCCUGUCGAGGCGCAGUUGGGGCGCGUCGUGACGCCGCGGGGGCGCGUCGUGACGCUGCGGGGCGCUUCCGAGCCGCCGCCGCCGCCGCCAGCUGCGGCGAGACCCUGCAAGACGGAGGUCUCGGAGGCCGGCAAGGCUGAGGCCAUGAUCCGGCUGGCCGCCCAGCGGCCGUCGUCGGCGGAGGGCCAGCCGGCCGGCCUGAUGAACCCGUCCAGCUGUCCCCGGAUGCCGGGCCACCCGCAGCCGCUGCGGCCCGGCGCGGUGCUCCGGCAGCCGCCCGUCCGCUACCUGCAGGACAAGGCCAACGCAGGCCUGGACCGCGAGGCGGCCCGCUUGGUCAAGGUGCGCUCGGCCAUCGACAGCGGCGCCGCCUCGCUGGAUGAGCUGCGCAAGCUAUGCUGGGGCGGCGUGCCGGCCGCGGCGCGCGCCGUCGCCUGGCGCCUCCUCUCCGGCUACCUGCCGCUGCCGCUGGAGCGGCGCCAGCCCACCAUGCAACGCAAGCGCGACGAGUACUGGAGCUUCGUGCACCAGUACUACGACACGCGCCACGACGACAUUCAUCAGGAUACGUACCGACAGAUCCACAUCGACAUUCCGCGGAUGUCGCCGCUGAUCCCGCUGUUCCAGCAGCAGUGCGUGCAGGAGAUGUUCGAGCGCGUGCUGUACAUCUGGGCCAUCCGGCACCCGGCCUCCGGCUACGUGCAGGGUGUCAACGACCUGGUCACGCCCUACUUCAUCGUCUUCCUGCAGGAGGUGUUGCCACCCGGUGCCGACAUCGACAGCUAUGACGUGUCGUCGCUGAGCGAGCCGGAGCGGCGCGUCAUCGAAGCCGACUCGUUCUGGUCCAUGUCGCUGCUACUGGACGGCAUCCAGGACAACUAUACGUUCGCCCAACCGGGCAUCCAGACCAAGGUCACCCAGCUGAAGGAGCUGGUGCAGCGGAUAGACGCGCCCCUGGACGCCCACAUCGCGCGCCAAGGCAUCGACUACCUGCAGUUCGCGUUCCGCUGGAUGAACAACCUGCUGAUGCGCGAGCUGCCUCUCCACUGCACCAUCCGGCUGUGGGACACGUACCUGUCCGAGGCUGACGGCUUCGCCAGCUUCCACCUGUACGUGUGCGCCGCCUUCCUCACCUGGUGGAGCCGCCGGCUCAUGCAGGAGAAGGACUUCCAGGGCCUGAUGCUGACGCUACAGAACCUGCCCACCCACGACUGGACCAACUCCGAGAUCAGCCUGCUGGUGGCCGAAGCUUACAAGCUCAAGUACACGUUCGCCGACGCGCCCAACCAUUUGGCCAGUCGGACCAAGUAGCGGCGGGCCGGGCCGGGCCGGCGACCGCCCGGUGUGUGAUGCCGUGCCGGC
This is a messenger RNA of Pollicipes pollicipes, 1995 nucleotides long. Its product is annotated as TBC1 domain family member 22B. Bases 202 to 1944 code for a protein of 580 amino acids. The record is from RefSeq and is a predicted model, not a curated record. The transcript is spliced from 11 exons. Gene Ontology annotation, biological process: activation of GTPase activity. Gene Ontology annotation, molecular function: GTPase activator activity. Lineage: Eukaryota; Metazoa; Arthropoda; Thecostraca; Pollicipedomorpha; Pollicipedidae.